GGUACUAAGUACAGGGUGACUUUUGCGAGCUGAUUAUUUUUAUUUUCCAUGUAUCUCUUAUUAGUCUGUGUUUUCCAUUCUACUGUUCCUUCUAGGAACGUUUCUGCCUGCUAUUCUUUGUGAAGUGCGUGCGAGUGCGGUGUGAUAAAGAUAAAACGCAGACAUUAUUAUGUUUGUUGCCAGUGACCAAAGUAGUCUGUGGUGAUGUACGAAACGAAAAGAAGUUUAACGUUUUGUAUCUAAGCUUCUAUAAUGUCUGGUAACAGAAGAGACAGGUCUAGGUCUCCUACGAGAGUAGGUAAUGUGGGUCGAAGAAGAGAGAAGAUUAAUGAAACCCGAAUGGGCAGUGGUGGAUUGGGUGGCGGCGGAACAAUGGCCAGCGGCAUAAUGAGCGGUGGCAUUAGUGGUAACGGUAAUGGUGGCAGUGUUUCGGACAUACAUAACAAUAUGAUGAACCCACAAAUGAUGAUGACAAAUAUGUAUCCAGGAAAUAUGAUGAUGGCUGGUGGAAUGUAUCCAAAUAUGAUGAUGCCAAAUACAAUGAUGGGUGGAGGAAUUAUGCCUUCUACUGGCAUAGAUAUGAUGCCUAGUAGUGGCAUGGAGAUGAUACCACAGCCAUCUAUGGACAUAUCAUCAAUGAGUGGACAACCCAUGCAGCCAAGUGGUAAUCCCUCAAUGGAUUUGGGCAUAAUGGGGGGCAUGAUGAUGGACCCAUCUAUGAUGGGUAAUAUGGCAAUGUAUCCUAAUUCUGGUGGGGACAUGCCUAUUGUUCAAGAAAAAAAAGAAAUCAUCUUAAAACACUGCAAACUGACUCCUCCAAAUCCAGGCAUGGCACUACCUCCACGUAGAUCAAAGCCACCUGGCUGCCGCACUAUUUUUGUUGGUGGAUUACCAGAUAACAUCAGAGAAAAUAUUGUAAGAGAGAUUUUUGAAAAUUAUGGAAGGAUCCAUAUUUUGAGAUUGUCCACAAAGAACUUUUGCCAUAUUCGAUUUGAUAGAGAGGGAUGUGUGGAUGCUGCUAUGCAGAUAUCUGGUUAUAAUAUUAAAUUGAUCAGCAAGGAGUCUGAAAGUGAAGAAGAGACUAAAGCAAAUUCUGGAUGGUUGCAUGUAGAUUAUGCAUUGAGCAGAGACGAUCAAAAUGAGUAUGAGCGGCGUCAAAGACAAGCUAUGCGGGCCCAAGAACAGCAGUUGCAUCAAAUGGGCGCACAGCAGCAGGCUUUAGUUAGCCGUAAUAUGUACUCAGGCAGGCAUCGAUCACCUUCACCUAUGCGUUUGCAACCAUUUUCAAAUGCUGCUAUAGUUCAACUUGCAGAAAAAAUCAAAAGUGAAGAAAAUUUUUUGGAAUCUCUACCAACUUUGAUCUCUUGGCUGGAACGUGGAGAAUGUUCAAAGAAGAAUUCAAAUCAGUUUUAUUCAAUGAUUCAAGCUACAAACUCGCACAUCCGGAGGCUGUAUAAUGAAAAAGUACAAGCUGAAGAUGAAUUGUCAGAGUGCAAAGAGAGGAUCAAAAACACCAUUGCACUCGUAAUUGAGCAACUCGAACAGGUGGCGAAAGUGUUUGCAGCAGCUACCCAUCAACGCGUAUGGGACCACUUUACAAAACCUCAGCGAAAGAAUAUUGAAACCUGGCAGAAAAUGAGUCAGGAGUUUAAUGCCUUAAAAGAAGAGUUCGUGGAAAGGUUCAGUGAGGAAAAUGAAUAUAAUGGUUACAAUCCUAGCCGUGGCAAUGAGUUUGGAAACAAUGAGGAAGUUCAUAAGUUAAAGCUUGAGAAUGACAGUCUGAAGUUCCAAUUAGAAGCUUACAAAAAUGAAGUCGAUGUUAUCAAAGCGGACGCACAUAAAGAGUUGGAGAAAUUCAAGGCACAAUACAUCGCGCGGCAAGCUUUACAAGGAAACUUCGACAAAAAUCCGCCCUUGCCAUCUCCGUUAAAGAAACCGCCGCCUCCGCCCCCGCUGCCUGAUGAUAUGGACAACAAGAUCAAUUUGAAAGAAACUGUGGAGGUCGGUUGCGGCGAGGCCAAACUUAUUGGUAUUAUGUCCGCUUUUCUACAGGUACACCCGCAAGGGGCAAGUCUUGACUACGUGGUGUCUUACGUCCGCGCAAUGUUCCCGAAUGUGUCACAGGCAAACGUGCACCAUGUGUUACAAAAACAUGACGACGUAUUUAAACGCACGACGUCGGGCGUCGGAGCCAACAUCGAACACCGCUGGUCCUUUAUAGCCUUCCAAAAUACAGAAAUUUAAAAUCGGUGUGUUCCACAUUCAAUAUUUAUAAUCCUUAGUUUAUCGGCAAGCGUGUACUGAUGCGCUACCGGUAAUUCGAUUAUCUUUAUCUGUCAUACGUUUGUAUAGAUGCUACGAAACGAAUGUGCGUUGUACAUUCCAAAAAAAUGUCAUGAUUAUCGGAAUUAAUGUCAUCAUUAUCAUGUUGUCAUGCAAUGAGGGACUUUCCCGACUACUUUCCCCAAAAAAAUUAUAGAUGGCGCUGUAAAAACUUGCGUUCGUCCUUCUAAUUUCGUGGAUAACAGACAUAUUAUGCAUCUUUUAUCUUUAUUGUUGGGUAUAAAUGAUGACCGUUUUAUUACACACAGGCACAAUUACAUCUUCCACCUAUUAUUAUUCUGAUCAAAAUAAACAGAAGCAAUAUAGGUAGCAAUAUAAUUCUAUACAUAAUCUGAUCCAAAUAUCAAAUCAAGCAACAAUUAUUUUUAUGUAUGCUUCUGCCGUUACAUUAAACUUUUGAAUACUGAUGUAUCUGAGUAAUGAGAAUUGCGUUAAAUCUAAACAGCGCCAUCUACUUUAUUUUUGGGGAACAUAGCCUGGAAAGUCCUUCAUUUGAAUUUGGGGUCAAAAGCUUUGCUACACAAAUAGUUUGGUUACUACUUUUCAGACCUUUCAAAAGAUAUAUCAAUAUAGUGCAAUAAUUAACUAUAAAUGUAGCUAUCAUUAAAAUUUUCGUAUGAUGGUAAUUUCGACUGUUGGAAACACCUCUAAUGUAUGUGUUUGAACUGCAGCUAUCACACUAUUUUGAAAAUAAUAUAAUUAUAUUGACUUGCUUUAAAAUUAUUUGUGAUAAGUGUAUUCUGUAUGUCUCCUACUUUCAUAAGUAGGUACUGUUUCAAAGUGUAUUUAUUUUACGUUUUCGACAUAUCAUUGGGAAUACCUAGUAUGUAGGUAGUUACUUUAAUAAAAUGUAUGAUUUGUCAUAGGAA
Pectinophora gossypiella (pink bollworm) is the source of this 3212-nucleotide messenger RNA. RefSeq names its product ecto-NOX disulfide-thiol exchanger 2. Gene Ontology annotation, cellular component: plasma membrane; external side of plasma membrane. Lineage: Eukaryota; Metazoa; Arthropoda; Insecta; Lepidoptera; Gelechiidae. The record is from RefSeq and is a predicted model, not a curated record. The transcript is spliced from 11 exons. Gene Ontology annotation, molecular function: RNA binding; protein-disulfide reductase activity. Gene Ontology annotation, biological process: ultradian rhythm. The coding region runs from base 253 to 2244 and encodes 663 amino acids.